Messenger RNA from Cygnus atratus (black swan), 1344 nucleotides. Its product is annotated as perilipin-3-like. The transcript has 7 exons. The record is from RefSeq and is a predicted model, not a curated record. The coding region runs from base 1 to 1344 and encodes 447 amino acids. Lineage: Eukaryota; Metazoa; Chordata; Aves; Anseriformes; Anatidae. Gene Ontology annotation, biological process: lipid storage; positive regulation of triglyceride storage. Gene Ontology annotation, cellular component: cytosol; lipid droplet.
AUGGCCUCUCUUAUGCCUGAUAAAGAGGAAGCUGCAAAGAGCUCCCCAGAGAUGAAGGAAGAGGAGCAACAGGAUGCAGUAAAUCAGAUGGCUAGCCUGACCUUUGUCAGCUCUGCCUGUGACAUGGUUUCUACAGCUUAUGCCUCCACUAAGGAGAGCCACCCCUACAUCAGAUCUGUGUGUGAUGCAGCAGAGAAAGGAGUGAAGAGCAUGACUGAAGCCACAGCCAGCUGUGUGCAGCCACUUCUGACUACACUGGAGCCUCAAGUUGCUGCAGCAAAUGAGUAUGCCUCCAAAGGUUUGGAUAAACUAGGGGAAAAGGUCCCACUCCUUCAAAAGCCAGUGGACCAGGUUAUCUCUGAAACAAAAGAGCUGGUGUCAUCCACAGUGGCAGAGGCAAAGGACGCUGUGAGCAGCAGAGUGACAGAGGUGAUAGAUGCAACUAAGGGUGCUCUUCACAGUGGUGUGGAAGCUGCCAGAUCCGCAGUAACCAGCAGUGUGGGGAUGGUCAUGGACUCCAGAGUGGGCCAGAUGGCUGUGAGCAGAGCAGAGGCUGUGCUGGGGAGAACAGAAGAAGACAACUCUCUCCCUAUUGGAAAUGAGGAAUUAGCCAAAAUGGCAGCAUCUGAGGAGGGUGCAGGUAUAAUGUCUGUGGAGCAGCAGCAGGAGAAGAGGAGGUACUUUGUGCAGUUGGGGUCUCUCUCUGAUGAACUUCGCCAGUUUGCCUACCUGCACUCUUCAGAUAAAAUGAAGCGGAUCUGGCAGGGCAUGCAGGAGGCUCUUGCACAGCUUCACUCCAUCAUUGAACUGAUUGAGGUGUUUAAGAAAGGCUUUAGUAAAAAGCUUCAGGAAGGGCAGGAGAAACUGUGCCAGAUGUGGCUGGACUGGACUAGAAAGUUUCCUAAAGACAGCAGAUAUGCCAGCUCUGCAGAGCCAGAGGAGAUGGAGUCUCUGGCCCUGCUGAUGGCAUGCAGCAUCACACAGCAGCUGCAAAUCACCUGUUGUAAAAUCAUGUCUGCAAUCCGAGGCCUUCCCUUGAGCCUUCAGGAUAAGGUGAAACAAUCCCUUAAUACCAUAGAAGAGCUUCAUGCUUCUUUCUCAGCAGCAAAUUCCUUCCAGGACUUGUCCAGCAGUGUCUUGGCCCAGAGCCGGGGGAAGCUGGCUGUGAUCCAGGAGUGCAUGGAGGAGCUGCUGGACUACCUGAAGGACAACAGGCCUCUGUCCUGGCUGGUGGGACCCUUCUCUCCUCGGGAGGAGGAGGAAACUUUGCAGGAGGGGGUCUUGCAGGAGGAAGCAGAGACAGAAGGAGCAGGGGCUCGUGAAGCUUCUGCCACCUCCCUGUAA